AGCGGUCAGUGCUGCGUUAUUGCGGCUGCUUACCUGCUCUUGAUGAUCGUUCUGCCUUCUUCUUGAAGGUCGGAGGGAGAGAACACAAUCUGAGUGGUAUCUGUGUUGAUGCUAUAAACUCUUUGGGGCAGACUGCUCUGUUCACAGCUGCUUUACUUGGUCUUGAGAAAGUGGUUGAUACUCUUCUGGAUUUUGGCUCAGACCCAAAUCAUCGCUGUUACGAUGGGAGUACUCCAGUGCAUGCUGCAGCUUUCUCAGGCAACCAGUCACUUCUCAGUAAGUUGCUGGAUGUGGGUGGAGACUUGCGAACGCAUGAUGAGAAUGGAAAGAACCCAGAGAGCUGGGCAAUGUCAGCUGCAAAGGAAAUCAGCAUCCAGAUAUUGGAAUUUAUCCAGCGUUGCACAGCACACAUGCAGGGCACUCUGCUGAAUUACACAUUGCUGCACAAAGUUUGUUCUCCCCAAGACCUUGUCUACAACCCUUCUAGGUUUGGGGGCAUCACACAAGGAAGAUACAAUAGCCCGUUGGGAAGAUUUCUGAAAGGCUCAAACACUUCUGAAAAAUGUAAACAGUUUGGGCGAACUUUCAGCUUUGGUUUUGGGAAGUUUUAUCUCAGUGGCAGCAAACAACUGGGCUACUUAUCGUCACUCCCGCUCAUCACAGAUAAAGAACUGUUCCAGGCUGAUGAUGAACGGUCUUUUUCAUUUCCUGCUGGGCCGUACAUGAAUAUGACCAAUUUGAUGUGGGGUGUGACCCGGGUCACAGUGAAGGAGCUGAAUCUGAAACCCCAUCGGAACUGUAGCAAGCUGCACCUGGCUGAUCUGCUCCUUGCGGAAAAGGAAUUUAGCAGUAAACUCCGCCACCCUCAUUUGCUGCUGUUGAUGGCUGAGUGCUUAUCCAGUGACUUGGAGAGAACUCGAUUAGUGUAUGAGAGGGUUAACUUUGGCUCACUCUACAACAUCCUUCACGAGAGGCGCUCAGAGUUUCCAGUUGUGCACAUCGAAACAAUUGUGCGCCUGCUGCUCCAGGUGACUGAGGCCUUGCGGUACCUGCACCUACACGGUUUCGUUCACCGCACAGUCAGUUCCUAUGCAGUGUUGAUUGUGACGACUGGAGAAGCCCGACUCAGCAACUUGGAGUAUAUGAUUGAAAGCAAGGACGGGGGAGAGCACAGCAACCUGACCAGGGUGCCCAUUUCUUCUCAGCUGUUCAAGUGGUGUGCACCAGAAGUAAUCCUUGAAAAAUCACCUACUGCCAAAUCGGACAUCUACAGUUUCUGUGCCGUGAUCCAGGAAGCACUCACAGAUACUGUUCCCUGGGAAGGGAUCAAAAGUUCGUUAAUUAAGGAUCACAUAAUUUCUGGGCAGUCUUUGGAAACUGAUGCCAGGCUGCCGAAAGUAUAUUAUGAUACUGUGAAAAUUGGCCUGGAAUACAGAAAGAAGGACCGCGCCAUAAAUCUAGAGGAUAUUCGCUACAUCCUGCAGAAUGAUUUAAAGGAUUUGAUUGAGUCCCACAGGAACUGCCCCUGUGAAGGUUUCAGCAUACCCAACAGUGAAUCGCAUCACAACAUUAAUAUCUGCUUUCCAUCCACCUUGGACCUCCGAGUCAAGACACCGAAGCCACAAGGAGAGGAGACAGCACAAGUUGUCAGGAGCUUUACUGUAUCAAGAUGUGCUGUUUCUGCACCCGUACUGGAGGCCGCUACUUUGUCCAAGGUCGAAUCUGCUGUUCAAGGAGCUAAAUCGAGCCCUGUCUGGGACACGGCUCCUCAACCCCAGGGUGAUACCAGCAGCAUGGAUGACAGCCUCUGCAGCUUUGAAAUUAAUGAGAUCUAUACACAUUGUCCAGAGUUAUGUGAGGGCAGCAUAGAGGAAGAGGAGUCAGCUGGAUUGGAUUCAGAAUCCCAAAGAAAGAAACAAAUCGCUUCAGAAGACAGGACAAAAGUUCCAUCGCCUCCUGCCAAAAUUCUGAAUAGGUGCAUGAGCUUUAGUGAGGAUGAUAGCUCUUCGGACCCUGAAGCAGAGCACAUCAAGAACUUGAGUGAUGCGUCAGAGUCCUGCCUGGUUACUGAAGCAUCACAGAGUAUCAAUGAAGCAGAGGCCAGCUGUUCAAAUUGGGACAGGCUGUAUAGCAAGUGUGUCUCAGAUCUAAACACUUGUAAAAACUUAAUGUGCCAAUUUUCAGAUGCUGUUGACAGGAUAAAGGAAUUAGAUGUACUGGAUGCCAAUAGGAAGCAGCCGCUUGUGGGGAACCAAAGACAGCCGUGCUAUGUCCCGUGUCCUCUGGAAGAGGCCUACUUGAAAAGGACUGAGGAGGCCUUGAAAAAUAUUAAAGGGCCCUACACUGGAGACAAGGCGUUACUGUGGAAGGCAGUCGGUCCUUCGUCAAAGUUCUACAUCCCUCCCCCACUGCGGAUCUCAGGCAUGCUGAGGCCAUUGGGUAUUCACCACUUCCAAACAAAGGAAAAUGAAUGCAAGAAUGAGAACAGGAGCCAAGAGGCCACCUUUCAGAAUGAUUUUGGAUCAGACAGUGCCAAAAUCGCUAAAGACAUAGGAGCAGCAGAACCGGACUGUCAGCUCUUGUACCCAAGCAUUUCUACCAGGAGGGAAAGGAUGGUAAGCUUGCAGCCACUUCGAGGGAGUGAGUCAAGCUCCGCAGGGGAUGGAAUCAAAGAGACAGCGAGGAUCUCUCAGAAACCUGUAUCUGAAAUACGUGAUGCACUUUUGAGAAGCGAGGAGAGAGAAGGAGACAGGAUGAGGAGGAUGGCACAAUCUGAAUGGACACAGGAAGUAAGUCAGAUGGCAAGCAAAGCAGUUUCUGGGCAACUGGACCUUCUCGUUCAGUACCGUCCCAACAAAUGGACUUCUGAGACUGAGAACACAGAGAGUACGUUAGAAAGUUCCUGCAACAGGGCAUGGAUAAAGGCCUGCCAGCAGAGGGCACAAGAAUGGCCACAGGCAGAAAAAGAACGUGGAGAUCAGAGACAAGUCUGCAGCACUGAAGGCAGGAAUAGCCAGCUUUCAGCAAAUGAGGCGCAAACUGAGUGUGACACAACCUUGUGCAAGAAUCUGGCCAUUUCUGUCAGCGUUGAAGACCUUUGCAGGGUGCAGCCAGAAGAACUCUGUUGUUCUCUGUCUUCCUCUCCUGAUGUAUCUGAAGAGUUUUUAACUCCUGAUUCGGACAAUUUUUUCUGUUCUUCAGCCCCUCAGGAGAAUUCAGAGCUAGAGAACUCAAGUCUUGAAGAGAAAGAAGAUUUGGAAAUAUUCCAAGAAGUCUGCAAAGAGGAAGAAUUCUCCUUACAUGCAGGGCAGCUUGCUCUGUUUAUACCCGCAGUUCCUGAGUAAGCUGAUGCCUCUGAGGAUGUACAGAGUGGCUGUGGCAAACCCCACUGAGAUGUUAGUAAGAUAGCGGAUAUCUUACUAGUUUAUUAAAAGUUAUUGUU
Messenger RNA from Eublepharis macularius, 3442 nucleotides. RefSeq names its product testis expressed 14, intercellular bridge forming factor (gene TEX14). NCBI's taxonomy places the organism in Eukaryota, Metazoa, Chordata, Lepidosauria, Squamata, Eublepharidae. The coding region runs from base 348 to 3344 and encodes 998 amino acids. Gene Ontology annotation, molecular function: protein kinase activity; ATP binding. The record is from RefSeq and is a predicted model, not a curated record. Gene Ontology annotation, cellular component: intercellular bridge; kinetochore; midbody. The transcript has 20 exons. Gene Ontology annotation, biological process: mitotic sister chromatid separation; male meiotic nuclear division; mitotic spindle assembly checkpoint signaling.